Messenger RNA from Lymnaea stagnalis (great pond snail), 1433 nucleotides. The record is from the annotation of a GenBank genome assembly. Lineage: Eukaryota; Metazoa; Mollusca; Gastropoda; Lymnaeidae.
AGAUAACAGGGGAUCCUCUGAUACAGGACUCAACAGAAAUUUGAUGAGAUCAAACAGCUCUACUUGCACUCAGUUUAACAUAUCUUCCAGCUCCAUAGUCUCAACGAGUUCAACAAAUGUUAGCAGACAUCAAGAAACUGUGUCACAAGCUGGUCCUCUGGUGACAUCACAAGCAGUCCUUCCAUCUUCAACAAAGACCAAAGAGGCUUUUGUGAAGCUAACAGAAGCCCAGGCUCGUCAACCAGCCAAGCCCAAGAAAAGACCGGCCACUGUGUCUGAGCUCUUAAAACUGCAGAGUCAUCCAGUCAUGGGGACGUAUGUAUUUACAGGUCCACGGCCUACUUCAGAACAGAACGAGAACCCGGCCGUAGGCCAGGGGCUCAACAUUGAAGUCAAGAAUCUGCAGCUGAUCUCGAGAAGCAGCUGUAACCCUGACAGGACUUCCAGUGCGCCUGGCUUGCCGUGUGAUCCUCCAGGGAUUAAAGUCCUUCAGCCCAAUACAGCUUCCCUGAGCUCUGAAGCCUCGACCAAACACAUGCAGCAGCAGAAUUUGGUUGACGCGGGCCCCACCACAAUGCUCACCCUCCCAUCUAUCCUGCAGUUGCCCCUUGGGCAGCCUCCAGUUACUUUCACCGGCAGCAGACCAGUGACAGAAACAAACACAACCCUGCCAAAGUUAAUGAUUGCGCCCUCGGUGACGAACGCAUUGACGAACUCUGUGACAGCUCAGGCACAAUCCGGGCAAAAAAUGCAACUCAAAGCCCCUGGAGUUGUAUUUACAGAACCUUGCUCAAACAGCUUCAUGCCUGAGAAAUCUCCACAGGUAUUGAAACUCCAGCCCUCCUCUUCAGCCGACUCAAGUAUUCAGAAAAAAGAAACCUUGUCAUUAGAACCGAAAAUGAGGCUCAUCAAUCACGCCCAAGUUUCAAGUGCCCCAACCACAUUGAAUUCUAAUUCAACUGUAAGUUACUUUGGCCAGAAAAAUUUUACAGCAGUGGGCCAGAGAUCAGGAAGUACGGUGAACAGUGAGAAACUUUCACUGAGGCCUUCAUCUUCCUUUAACUCUGAAGAGGGUUUGCCGGAUAAUCAGAUUCACAAAUUUAAGCUUACUGGCCACCAACUGAAUGAGACAAAAUUUGGGAAAAAUUCAACAGGACAAAGUAAAAGUUUCCUUUCUUUUGGCCAAAAGUUUAGCUCUACCUCACCAAGCUUGAGUGGAGCAGGUCACAGAGGAGAGCAGGGAGCUCUGCUUUCCGAGUCAAAGCUCUGCUCGAAUAAUUCUCAACUGCUGCAGCUGAUUAAACCCAAGUGUCCAGUGCCCUCGAUGUCUUCUGCAUCAGAACUGCCGUCCAGCCCCCAGGGAAAUCCGGAUCUGAUUUUGAAGUUCCCUACGAGGAAAGACCCCGCCGAUGCAGGCAGACUUUCUAUUGCUG